GUACGCCGCCCGUGUGUUGCCGGCCGCGUCGAUAUCGCCUUAUCUCGAGCUCGCCAACAGCAGGCGCCAGAUUCUAGAUGGCGUUCACCCGCUGGCGCUCGUCAUCGAAGAGGGUACUGCCAGCGAGUCCAAGGGCUGCGCCUGCCAGCAGGACGCUCGGAAGUCUGA
Messenger RNA from Prorocentrum cordatum, 168 nucleotides. The record is from the annotation of a GenBank genome assembly. NCBI's taxonomy places the organism in Eukaryota, Dinophyceae, Prorocentrales, Prorocentraceae.